AAAUCCACCUCACCUCUGGGCAGCAGUGGGCAACACGGAUCUGCCCCGGCAGAUUCUCACUGUCCUUCCCUGGAUCUGCCGCUGGAGCUACUCCCCCUCUCUGCUCUUCCACCAGCAGCUUUCCCGAGUUUCCCUGGAGAAAGAAACCAAGAUGCUCCUCAAGCAAAGGAUCCCGUGCCCAGGACACCUGAUGGAGCACCGUGGGUGAGGGAUCCCCACUGAAGGACGAGCCAUGCAGUAGGAGCCAGCACAUCCCACAGAAGAGCAGGAGCCAGUGCUGCAGGAGGGACGGGACAUGUGGAGCCUCAGCUGCCUCCUCUGGGGACUCCUCCUCAUCCUCAGCACCACCAGCACGGAGGGCUUUGCCCAGGCAGGGCGCAGGGUGUGCUCGAGCCGCCUGAGCGCGCACGCCGAGUCCCACGUGCAGCCCGUGUACCAGCCCUACCUCACCACCUGCCAGGGCCACCGCCUCUGCAGCACCUACAGGACCAUCUACAGGGUUGCCUACAGGCAGAGGUACAGGCAGCUGCCCCAGCCCAUGGCCUCGUGCUGUCCUGGAUGGAGCAGAGCAAACGGCCACACGCUGGGCUGUAACAGAGCUGUGUGCUGGGAGCCGUGCCAGAACGGAGGGAGCUGCGCCUUCCCCGGGAGAUGCUCCUGCCCCCCCGGCUGGACAGGGCCAGCCUGCCAGACAGACGUGGAUGAAUGUGCCAGCCAGAGCCACGGGUGCAGCCAGCUCUGCAUCAACACUGCUGGGAGCUUCCACUGCGCCUGCCGGGACGGCUUCAGCCUGGCUGCCGAUGCCAAGGGCUGCCAGCCCCUGCUGCCAGCGCCUGGGACAGACACCUCCAGCCACACAGGUCCCUCCAGUGAAAUGAAGGAAGAAAUGAAGGACCUGAGGAGCAGAGUGGAAGCGCUGGAGCAGAAGCUCCAGCUGGUGCUGGCCCCCUUCCACAACCUGAUGCCUCCAGAGGAUGUGGGUGCAGACCCCAUCAGCCGCCUGUCCCACUCCCUCCAGCAGCUGGACAGGAUCGAGUCCCUGAGCGAGCAGAUCUCUUUCCUGGAGGAGAGGCUGGAGACCUGUUCCUGCAAGAAUGAGCUCUAGCAGAGUGCCUGGGGACCUGGAGCAAGCUGAGUGCAUCCACAGCUCUUCUCUCCCUCCAGCCCCAGGCUGGGGAUGAAGCCACAGCAUCAUAGGAAGGCACAGGGUGGCAGAAGGCAGGAGAAGGCAGGAGAAGGCUGGGCUCCCAUCAGCAUCUCCAUCGUUCUCUCUUCCAGCUCACCUCAGCAGAGGCCACACAGUUCCUUCCAAACUGGACUCUGAGCCCUCUCCCUGCUGGAGAGGCAGCAAAUAAAUGCCUUACCUCGUGCCAUGA
Molecule: messenger RNA, 1376 nt
Organism: Passer domesticus (house sparrow)
Lineage: Eukaryota; Metazoa; Chordata; Aves; Passeriformes; Passeridae
Gene: EGFL7
Product: EGF like domain multiple 7
Exons: 10
Coding region: 296-1105 (269 amino acids)
Biological process (GO): anatomical structure development
Cellular component (GO): extracellular region; cell surface
Molecular function (GO): signaling receptor binding; calcium ion binding
Source: RefSeq, a predicted model, not a curated record